CCGCGUGCCCCUGCUUUUCUUUUUCCUCCCUUGCACCGAGCAACAAAGACCCAGCCACCACCGACAGCCCUCCCUUGAGGAAACCGGAGUUUCCAGAUCUGCUCUGCUUUGUCCGUCUGCUGGUGAUGCUAGGCCCGAAUUUCUGGGCAUUUUUCUGCCGUGAGCUUUCCCUGCACUGCCGCCGGCCUCCCCCAACCUGCAGUCCUGUUUUUGCUGGGAAAAUUCUGGUUCUUGAUCAUUGGUUGCCCUAGCUCUUGGAGUGAGUUUUCUAGUUUAUGCGAUUGAGGAAGCGAAGUCAAGGACGGGGAAAAACGAGGGGAGUGACGAGUUAGAAGGCUAGCCAUUUCGAGAUUGAUAUAGAUUUUAAAAAUAAAUCAUGAUCUUUUAAACUAGACUUUAUUGGAGAUUAUGAUAUUAGAGCAAAUUAUAAAAUUUGAUUUUCAGAUUUUGAUGGUAUCAAAUUGUGGUAUGAUAAGUUUCGAAUCUUGUACAUUUGUGGGAUCCUCUCACAAGUGCACGGCGUCUGUCGUGCCUCGAAUUUGAGUUUUGGGGCGUGACAAAAAAUUUAUCAUCCAUUGAAUGAUAUCCUUCUUAGUGCAAGCAACUUACAUAUAUAAAUAAUUUAUUAAUUAUUUU
Rubroshorea leprosula is the source of this 636-nucleotide messenger RNA. The record is from the annotation of a GenBank genome assembly. NCBI's taxonomy places the organism in Eukaryota, Viridiplantae, Streptophyta, Magnoliopsida, Malvales, Dipterocarpaceae.